UGGCAAUCACGCUUUCUUUACAGCGGGAUAAUCUCUGUAUUUCGCACCGCCGUUUGUGCGUGUCAAAGUCGAGCGUUUUUCCUUUUUAGUUGGUUUUCUUCCCUCUCCGGCCGCGGCCAUCGUCCAGUCAAAUUUUCCACAUGCUUGUCUUUGCUUAUUCUUUCUUUCAAUUCAAUCCCUCCGUGACUAUUGCGUUUUGAAACCCUGUCGCUGGAAAUCGGGGAAUUCUCCCACCCGGUAAAAGAUCUAGAUCCCGCGGGAAUUCACGGCGGCAAUGGGCGGAAUUAUCCGUCGUCAGAUCUGAUCUCAGAUUCGAGCUGUAAAGAUUAGAGCAGCAGAGAAGUAGUGUUGUUUGUAAAUGGGGCGGAAACGGGAUGGAUUCAUUUCAAUAAUAUUCCUGGUUUUGAUCGUUGCCGAUGUUUCCAGCGCGGCAAGGCUCUCCGGCCUCCGGAAGAAGUUGGCCGGAUUGGUGACUCCUCAGGAUUCCGGCGGAGCCCAAGUCUCUCCGUCGCCGACUCCAAAUCCUGUGGUGGUUGAUAAAAAGAAGGCAACGAAUGAUAACACGACCGCAGGUAAUUCGAAUGUUGUGGAGAACCCAGCAAAGGAAAACCCGGUAACUCCAACUACAGCGGAUAAUUCAACCACGAAAACACCCGAGAUGCCAAAACCAUCGGCAAAUCCAACCCCCGUCGGCUCCAAUAGCACAGAAACACCUGCUCCUCCUCCAAAGAGUACCCGAGGAGCCGAGGAGGGUGGGAAGAAGGACGAAGAGAAGAAGACAGAUACGAACAAAACAGUGCCCCAGCAGCAGCAGCUGGAGGGUGGAGAAAAUUGUACAGGGUUGCCUACGAGGUGUACUGACCAGAAUUCCUUGGUUGCUUGUUUUCUUCGUUUUAAUGAGGACUUGUCAUUUCAUUGAUUCCUUUUUGACAGAGUCAAGGAGAUUUGUUGUUCUAGUGCAAAAUAUUGGAGAACAAAAUUUGAGUGUGGAUCUCUCUGCUCCAAAUCCAUUGGAUGAUUCAUCAAUUCAAAUCGGCAAACAUCAAAGUACAAAGGUUAAUUUACAAGUUGGCAAAAGUGACCAAGUAAUUUUAAAAGCAGGGAAUGCAGAAUGCGUUCUCCACAUGGACCCCGGAUUGAUUCAGACUAGUCAGGCAGGGAACUUUGUCUUCCGUCUCCCUUCUUACGACAAGCUAUUGACCCCUGUCAACGGUGCAUACCUACUGAUUCUCACGGUGGUUCUAUUCGGUGUAAUAUGGGGUUGUUGCUGCUUGUUUAGGAAGGGCAGAGUAGCACAGGGCGAAUUGCCUUAUCAAGAACUCGAGAUGGCUGCCCCAGAUAACGAGUUACCUAACGAUCUGGAAACGGCAGAAGGUUGGGAUGAUGGUUGGGAUGACGACUGGAACGAUGAUAACUCAGUCAAGUCGCCAGCUGUACGAGGGAGCAUCUCCGGCACUGGCCUCACUGCUAGAUCUUCAAACAGAGACUCAUGGGAUAACAACUGGGACGACUAGGAUUUUUGCAUGUGAAGACACAGAAUCUCACCGAGGUAAAAAAAAAAAUGAAUACCAGAUACACACAAAACAAGAAGUAGAUGAUUUUAUUGGUCCGAGUUUCAAAUGUAAAUCGUUCUCAAAAGGUUUGCUGUUGUUUUCGACGGUUUUUGUAGUUGUGUAAUCAUAUGAGCGCCUAGAGAUGUGCUUCAGAUACUUGUCAUCUCAUAACUGAGGUGGCCGGUGGGAGAUGUUUCAUGGCCUUCUGUAAAAUUUUACGUUGUUUUUUCUUUUUAUAUUACUGAAAGCCGUUUAUAUUGCAAUCCAAAAGAAAGAGGGAAGUGAAGCUGUAAACAAUUCCGAUAGUUAGUCUAGAAAAAUGAUAUUGGAAG
Linum tenue is the source of this 1885-nucleotide messenger RNA. Lineage: Eukaryota; Viridiplantae; Streptophyta; Magnoliopsida; Malpighiales; Linaceae. The record is from the annotation of a GenBank genome assembly.